UACAUUUCAAUGAUGACAGUUUACUAUUUAUAUCAUUAUACAAUCGUCUCUAGUUAUUAUUAGUCAUUAUAACCAACCGCGUCUUGCGGAUGAAUCUUUUCAGCUUUUUUAUUUUAUUAAAAUAUAGGAUUCUAGCUUGCGACUGGAAAGCACUGACGAUACUGAAGGGGAUAAACUCUGCAAAUUCCCAGUUUUUCUGCUUGUGGUGUUACUGUCAGAAGUCACAGAUCUGUGAUUUUAGCAUUCCAUCAUGGGAUAUCAAGCGAUCAUCAAAAGACCAGGCACAUGAAUUAAGAAAUGGAAGUAGAAGAGGAUACAUCAAAUCUGAUCUUUUGCCAUUCAUUGAUUACAAGAAUAUUGUUCCGGACGACUUGCAUCUCCGCAUAAGAAUAUCUCUCAAGUUGUUUAAUCAAAUUGUGACAUGGGCAAUAGAUCAGAAAAAUGAAGAGCGACUGGAAGUGGAAAUGAAGAGAAUCGGUGUGUCAUUCCAUUUCUGGGAGGAGCAGGGGGACGACAAAAGUAAUGCCUCUGUCAAGAAAUGGUCACAACCAUCAGGCGAUGAUUUGAAGUUCAUAAUUACAAAAACCCAGCUUCGAAAUAUAAUAGAUGACCGGCAAGAUAGACACUUAGUAAAUGUAGCGAGUCUAAGUGUCGUUCAGUUGCGAGAUGAGCUUCGCAACAUGGGACUUGACUGCAAGGGGAAAAAGGCAGAGCUUGUUUCAAGACUGGAGCAGACUUUAGGCAGAGGAGUGAAGGUCCGUGCAAAAGCAAGAAGCCGCCUUCAAGUUAACUUUCAAUUUCAUGACUGCGAUGAUGAUAAGGACAACCGUCCAACUCUGGAUGUGGAUGGUCUUCAGGAGCUAUGGAUCGAGUUCGACGAUCUGAUGGAAGCGCUCAGGGCUUUACCCCAGACUGAAAAAUAUAUGGAGUCUAAUGAGUUUCACUUAAAGGCGAAGGCCUGGGCAAGCAAAUUCAGGAAGCUCACCUUUGACGAAGAUGUAACGCCCUACAUACACACGAUGGUAUACCAUGUGCCCUACUUUUUGAAGAGAUUCGGAUUUAUUCAUGACAUAGGAGUCUCCCAGGUUGAAAGGAAGAAUUACGAUCAUAGACAGGCCUAUUUUGGUAGCACCAACAGAAGCGGGGGAAAAGUUAAGAAGAAGGUGUCCUUACAAAUCUUGCAGAGAGAAAAUCGAAUGCUGUACAUAGCACGAGAGAAACUGUUGAGAGAGAAACGAUCAUAUAAAAAAGUCAGUCACGUGAUACCAUACAGUCAAUGGAUUGACAGGAUAUCUAAUUGA
This is a messenger RNA of Mercenaria mercenaria, 1301 nucleotides long. RefSeq lists its product as uncharacterized. Bases 90 to 1301 code for a protein of 403 amino acids. Lineage: Eukaryota; Metazoa; Mollusca; Bivalvia; Venerida; Veneridae. The transcript has 7 exons. The record is from RefSeq and is a predicted model, not a curated record.